AACAGGCAAAAGGUUGGAUUUUGCGGCUGCAUGAGGGGAACAAAAGGCGAGGGUUCGGAAACUCGUUGGAAAUUACGAAAACAGAUCGGCUCCGUUUUGAUUCCGUAAAUCUGAUAUCAUAAUAUCGGGUAGGAUGGCUAACCCGCUACUCCUCUCGUCUCUCCGCCUCCCAUCUGUGAAAUCAAGGCCGUCGUCGACGUGUCUCCAGUGGUCCGCUGAUGGCCAAGUUUUCUUCGUAUCAAACUCCAUUGUGCACAUCUUGACUCCUCAUCACGCUGGUAUUCACCCCGGCUGUAACAUUCGAUGUGACAAAGAAGCGGCAGGCACCUUACGAUGGUCCCGGACGAUUAUAAGUCUUCAGAAGACAGAUCUCCGCGACUGGUCCGCCGGCUCCCAAGAAUGGGCCGCUCUCUCUCUUGGAUCUUUCGAUUUUCACGUCAAGGACGUUGCAUGCUCCCCCAGUUAUGUCACAGAAGACGGAGGGAGUGUGGCCGCCGUGCUUAGCUCCAACAUGGAUCUGUCUUUAUGGUCAGCAUCAAAGAAUUCCAUCCAGGGAGAAUGGAUCAAGGUCUUUGACACUACGCCAUUUCUGGUCGAUCUGGUUUCCAAUGGGGUGCCCGCGACAGGGCUGCCCCAACUCCUUCAGGCACAAAUAACCAGUAUUGCUUGGUCAAGUCAAGCGGACUUCGCCAUAACCCCAGCUCCUUGUAUAGAUGCUUCUCUUCUCGCUGCUGGGUCACGCUCAGGCACUGUGUGUUUGUUGAGAUUUGAUGGGAAAUUAGCAUCGUUGCGUCAUAUUGGGACUCUCAGAGUGUCCGAAAAAUGGGUGACUCAUCUUGCCUUCAGCUCGUGGGUGUAUGAAGGCGAUUCUCAAUGCGGCGGCCUACUCGCGUAUAGCACGUCUGAUGGCUCGGUCGGACUUAUCAAAAUACAUUUGAUGGCACAGCUUGCCGCCAAAGAUUGCGGGACCUUUGAGCCCGAAUACGUCGUAGACACUGCUUUCGAAGCCGCCCAAGGAAUAUUCUCGGCGGAUCAAGGCGGUACGACAGCGCUGGAAUGGAUCACAUCCCAAGAAAAAAUGAUACUUGUCAGGUGUAGACCUGGGGCAAUUGACUUAUGGUGUAAACUGUCAAUGUGUUCAUGGUCGGGCACGCGUACCCUGAUGAUAUGCCCGCAUGUCUUGUCCGUGGGUUCAUCGGAGCUUCAUCCCGUUACGGGCAUCGUGUACAUCCCGCAAAACGAUGUUCUCCUGGUUAGUCUCUUCGAUGGAACGAUGCGAGUAAUACACAAGUUUUUUGUCGACCCGGAGUGGGCUCCCGAGUCACCAUCGCUUGUCAGCAGUCAAUGUAUGUCGGAAGCUGUUCGUCGUAUAUUCGUUGGAACAGUCGAAGGAAUUGAGCAGGAGGAAGUAACGAAUAGUGACGUAAACUUGACUAGCGGCUUGAUAUCUUUCGACGGGGCCACGACUUUGCUUUGGACUCAACAGUCCUUCCGACCCGCGGAUUUGAGUUGGAAGAUUGAAGCGCGACGCGAUGCUGUCUUGAUCGCCGCUCGUCUCACCAGGCACAUGGACAGGACUGCAGAUGCAUUUUUCCAUGAGCUCAAGGAAAUACUUACUACCUCCAAAAGCGCUUACGGCGUAACACCGUCCCAUCUCCUUCGACCCGUGUUUCUAUGGCUAAGUGAACUCCCCGACCUACACGCUAAUAUUCUCAACUUCCUGCGGUCCCUGCCUGUCUCGUGUCCAUCUCAGCGUCACUUUCCUCUUUGGUCGGAAGGAUUAAGUGAGAAACUGAGAGGUAAAUUCCGGAAUAGCCUUGCGAGAAGCCUCUUUGGGUGUGAUAAACUGCUAUCGCUUAGAUUGCGCCUCUACGUUACGGAAGCAUUGUCGAGAUGCAUUGGGACCCCCUCCGGAAGGACGGAAUGUAUCAAAGUUGGAGAAUUAAUUUGCAAAAUGAUAUCCCACAUGACGAUGUGGGGUUUGCUUCGACACUUACACGCUGUGGUUCCCGUCCUGAUUGCCAAUGAUAUGCCUUUCGUCCGGAGGGUUAUCUAUCUAUCAUCAUUGGCUGAUUCUCCUCCGUCCGUUCAAUGCGCUGCACGGGACUUGAUGAAUGCGAUCGGUGCUAUACAACCACCUAUUAUCGACCGUGCGUGUUUACAGGGAGAAGUAGCGAUGACGGAACCAUGUCCUGCCUGUGGUGAAGAACUCGACACGACAUCAACAGCACACCCAGCCUGUCCGAACGGCCACCUAUGGGAUUGCUGUACUAUUACAUCUUUCAUUAUGGCAACACCCAUGGUUCGGUCCUGUAUCGGCUGCAAACGUAAGAGCUUUCUUCCCCUUUCUCGUCAGAGUAGAUCAGCCAAGCUAAAUUGGCUACCGCCGAUGGCGCAAAGUUGGGUGGUUGAAGAGCUCCUCGAGGCCUGCAAACGAUGUUUGUAUUGUGGUAAUAAUUUUGUCUCUAUAGUUUGAAGCUUCAUUGAGUUAUUGUUUGGGAUACUAUGUUCUUAUUGUUUGGUGAUUAUCAUUCCUUGUCGAUCUUGUUUCUACUUAGAUGUUGUGUCAAGCGUUGUAACAACCCUAUGAACUCUAUAUUAUAUAUCAGUGAUGGUAGUAGCUAUCGCCACUUUAUCGCUAUACACUCUACUUACACGGUUGAACCUUAGUGAGUUGGAUUGACUCUUACUACUGCGGUACAUGAUCAUGGCAGUGGCGACACCACUCCACCAUUACAACUAUAGACUCUUUUAACUCAGCC
This is a messenger RNA of Desarmillaria tabescens, 2762 nucleotides long. Its product is annotated as transcription factor IIIC subunit delta N-term-domain-containing protein. Gene Ontology annotation, molecular function: protein binding; histone acetyltransferase activity. NCBI's taxonomy places the organism in Eukaryota, Fungi, Basidiomycota, Agaricomycetes, Agaricales, Physalacriaceae. Gene Ontology annotation, biological process: transcription initiation at RNA polymerase III promoter. Gene Ontology annotation, cellular component: transcription factor TFIIIC complex. The record is from RefSeq and is a predicted model, not a curated record. Bases 134 to 2476 code for a protein of 780 amino acids. The transcript has 15 exons.